CCUCAAUUCGUUUUUUUUAUAUGCUAAGAAUGAAAACAAUAAAUCUGAUUAUAAAAAUAUGCGAGCUAAAGAUAGGUUAAAAAAAAUUAAGGAACGUUGGAAGAGUGAAUCAAAGGAAACUAGAGAACUUUUCGAUUGUGGUGCAAAUUUAGCAAAGGAAAGACAUGCUAAAAUACAUAAGGGUUAUCAAUUUACAAGGAAGACCCGACAAAAAAAGCAAAAUACUAUAGUAAAUAUUGAAGAUAAUUCUUUUAUUCCAUCCAAAUAUUCCUCGAAAAUCCCAAUUACAUCAUCAUUUUCGUCAAAAGAACAUUCUCAAAACAUUCCUCCUUAUUUUCAAUUUAAUGACAACACUUUACAAAUUCCUAUUGAAAAAUAUUACGAACAAACCCCUCCUACAGAAUUUUUACCUACUUCCAUCCAGACAAAUUCAAUUGAAUUUUCUGUUUAUGAUUUACCAGCUAAUUACAAUCAAAUUGAGUCAUCUAUUUCAUCCAAUUUGGAAUUAAUGAUGAACCAGCAUAAUCAGCAUUCAGAUCCUCAAGUUGAGUCCAUUCUGGAUCAGUAUUUAUUAAAUCCUGCAGAUACUUGGAUGCCUUUGAUGCCUUAUAUGCAACUGGAAUCUAAUUUCAUUUCUAAUCUUACUAAUGAUUUGUCGAUGAAUGAAACACCGAAAAUCAAUAUACCAGAAAACUCUUACAAUUCCAGAUUCGAACUGGAACCAAAUAAUAAUCCUCAAUGGAUAGGUUGACAGG
This is a messenger RNA of Rhizophagus irregularis DAOM 181602=DAOM 197198, 755 nucleotides long. RefSeq lists its product as uncharacterized. The record is from RefSeq and is a predicted model, not a curated record. NCBI's taxonomy places the organism in Eukaryota, Fungi, Glomeromycota, Glomeromycetes, Glomerales, Glomeraceae.